AACAGGAAAAAUGAAAAUUUGUCACGUGCAAUCCUCGUGUCCUAAUCCAGCCGCCACUGUUCAUGCUCUUCUCCUCCGCCCGCAACGCAACCGAAACCUUCUCCUCCUCCGCCGCCGCCACCACCCCACCACCGCUGCUCGCCGGCGCGAUUUUGCACACUCGUCAUACCGGAGUGCUCGCUCGCUCGCUCGCGGUAGGGAUAACCCGGCCGGGUUAGGAUUCCGCCAUCCAAGGGGGUGGGGGAGGGGUGUGCUUGAGGCGCGUGGCUUCGGUUUUUCGUGAGAGGAAAAUCCACGGCCUCGCCGUGAUCCCGGCGGGGAUUCGUGGUCUCUGAGGCACUGGUAGAGUGGUAGGUAGGUAGGUAGGUAGGUAGGUAGCUGCUGCGCGUGGGAGGGGGGGAGACUCCAUUAAUCUCGCGCGUCUAGGGUUUGUUUGUGUGUUUGUUUGGGUGGGUUCCGUGGUGGUUUCAAUGGCGGGAUCUUUCGUCGCGGUCAGGGGGAAGCCUCGGUCGUCCCCGAAGCGGAGCGGCGGCGGCGGCGGCGCGGAUCCGCCCUUGUCUCUGGCCAUGCCGACCGUCGCCGAUCUCCACAAGACGGCUGAGUUGGAGAAGUUCUUGGUUGAAGCCGGCCUUUAUGAAGGGGAGGAGGAGUCCGCGAAACGGGAGGAGGUUCUUCGGGAGAUUGAUCAGAUAGUCAAGGAAUGGGUGAAGAAGGUCACUAUUCAGAAAGGAUAUAGUGAGCAAAUGGUUAAAGAGGCAAAUGCAGUCCUUUUCACUUUUGGAUCUUACAGACUGGGGGUUCAUGGGCCUGGAGCAGACAUUGAUGCACUAUGUAUUGGACCCUCAUAUGUGAAACGAGAGGAGGAAUUUUUUGUCAUGCUAUAUGGCGCAUUAUCAGAAAUGGAAGAAGUGACUGAACUGCAACCUGUACCUGAUGCUCAUGUACCAGUUAUGAAAUUCAAGUUUCGUGGGCUACCAAUUGACCUUCUCUAUGCCAGUGUAUCUCUUCCAGUAAUACCACCAGAUUUUGACAUCUCUCAAGGAUCUGUACUUUGUGAUGUUGAUGAAGCAACUGUUCGAAGUCUCAAUGGGUGCAGGGUGGCAGACCAGAUUCUUCGACUUGUUCCAAAUGCGGAGAUCUUCCGGAAAACACUCAGAUGUUUGAAGUACUGGGCACAGAGAAGAGGAGUUUAUUCUAAUGUUACUGGUUUGCUGGGGGGUGUCAGCUGGGCCCUAUUGGUUGCUCGUGUCUGCCAACUUUAUCCCAAUGCUGUGCCAAGUAUGCUGGUUUCAAGAUUCUUCAGAGUUUUCACCCAGUGGCAGUGGCCAAAUCCUGUGAUGCUUUGUGCCAUUGAGAACGAUGAUAACCUUGGCUUUGCUGUGUGGGAUCCACGUAAGAAUCCUCGUGAUAGAUCACAUGUUAUGCCUAUCAUCACGCCAGCAUAUCCAUGCAUGAACUCUAGUUACAAUGUUUCAACUAGCACAUUGAGGGUUAUUAUGGAGCAAUUUCAGUUUGGUAAUAAGAUUUGUCAGGAAAUUGAGCUUAACAAGGCUAGCUGGAGUUCUUUGUUUGAGCCUUUCCAAUUUUUCGAGGCAUAUACAAGAUAUCUAGUGGUUGACAUUGUUGCAGAUGAUGAUGAUGAUCUUCGGCUUUGGAAGGGAUGGAUUGAAUCUCGAUUGAGACAGCUGACUCUAAAGAUUGAGCGGGACACUAAAGGGAUGCUGCAAUGCCAUCCUAACCCAUGUGAAUAUGCAGAUCCUUCAAUACAGUGUGCUCACUGUGCCUUCUACAUGGGCUUAUCAAGGAAAGAGGGAAUGAAAAUACGUGGUCAAAAAUUUGAUAUCCGUGGAACAGUAGACGAGUUUAUGCAUGAAAUUGGAAUGUAUACACAGUGGAAAUCCGGGAUGGAUCUAGCUGUCACUCAUGUCCGUAAGAAGGAGAUCCCCCUUUAUGUAUUUGAACAGGGCUGCCAGAAAACUCGUCCACCAACGCCAAUAUGUGCAGAGCAGCAAGACCAGUCUGAUAAAAAUGACUCUGAAGUUUGCACAACGACAGCAUCUCUGGUGGGUCAGCUCAAGCGAAAGUAUCAUUCUGUUGGAGGUGCUGACGUUGACUCAUUCAAAUCUGUUAGAAGGGCUUCAGUUAGCCCGGCUUGUGAGGAAGCAUCAAUUCAGUUGCAUGAUGAUGCAAAUUUUGGACUGACUAAUUGCUCCACUUCACCACAUGGAUCUGAGGGGUCCACUGUAUCAGGCAACAGCUGUGCAGCAGUUGGCACUAUUGGUUUGGUUGAUGAAACUAGCUGACCUGGCUGCUUGAUGCCCAAUGUUGAAAAUGAUCCAAUUCAAACAAUUUUAGAGCAGGCGCCUUCAGAAAGUGUGGUUGAGAAGGAUGAAAGAAAACUAGAAGGAAUUGAAAGCUUGGCAAGUAGCAACUGUACUGAAUUCAUGGAGGUUGCAGAAGUGGUCGCUGGGACGAUCCUUACUGAGAAUGGUGAUAUACGCUUAAGUGGACAUGAAGUGAUCUGAAUUGGCCUUCCAGAUGGAGGUUUUGCUUUCUGUGCACUCACUCUGUACUGUGCUUAUCCUUUCAUUUCGUUCUGCUUAAAUUGACUGACCUAUAAAUAUGAAUAUGGUGUUGGAUUGGUUUGCAAAGAUCUUUUCAGGUGUGGAACCGGAUGCAUCCCAGGUUUGAAAGCAUUCUUGAGAUUUUGUCAGGAGACGGAGACUUGAACAGAUGGCGCCCAAAUCUUCAUCAAAUCAUACGCUGAAAGAAAAAAAAGGAUGCCUUUCGGUUGCUUUCAGGAUAAGAGAAGCUCUGGGAUUGAGAAACCAUGGAAGCUCAAAUAUGAAGUUCUUAGGCUAGGCUCUGGAGUUAUGGACUUGUGGUUGUGGGAGGACUGAGGAGACUGAGCGAGCACCAGUGUAUCAGUUAAGGUAGUGCCUUUCCUUGGCUGCUAGUUAGGUCUAGGUCAGUAUAUUUGGUAGUUUUAAAAGAAAAAGAAAUAGAAUGCCAUUAUUCUUGGCUAUCCAUUUUCACUGUGUCCACUUUCCUAUACUUGUUUCAGAUUCGUUGAUGAAGUACUGGUGGUACUUCACAGGGUUUGUGAAAGAUUGAUGGGAAAAAGUGAUAUCUAAUUUUGAAUGAAGGUUGUUUUCAUCCUGGAUUCUA
This is a messenger RNA of Oryza sativa Japonica Group (Japanese rice), 3168 nucleotides long. The record is from RefSeq and is a predicted model, not a curated record. Lineage: Eukaryota; Viridiplantae; Streptophyta; Magnoliopsida; Poales; Poaceae.